UGUCGAUAAAGUUGCGGAACUUUGAAUGUCGUGUCCGGCAACAUGGCGGCCUCCGUGCUGACUUCUCUGGUGCGGUCCGUACGUCAGAUGGUUCCUUUUUCAGGUACAGGACAGAUAAGAAGUUACUAUGUGGAUUGGAGAAUGCUUCGUGAUGUAAAGAGGAGAAAGAUGGCCUUUGAAUUUGCAGAUGAAAGACUUCGGAUCAACUCCCUCAGAAAGAACACUAUAUUGCCAAAAGAUCUCCAAGAAGUAGCAGAUCAGGAAAUUGCUGCUCUUCCCAGAGAUAGCUGUCCUGUCAGAAUACGAAAUCGUUGUGUUAUGACGUCUCGACCCCGGGGAGUGAAGAGGCGCUGGAGACUCAGCCGGAUUGUCUUCCGGCAUCUGGCUGAUCAUGGACAACUUUCUGGGGUCCAGAGAGCAAUCUGGUGAUUCAACUCUAGCACCUAAUUACAGCAAAGUGGACACCGUGCUUGAGUGUUUGACAUUGUCAUUAAGUAAUGUGACCACCAUCAUGAAUUAACAAGCAGUAAACCAUAGCCCCAUGGUAGAACUGCUUUCCUUAAGUUGAUUUUUUAGCAGAAAAAAUCUUGGUAUUGUAGAAAUCUUUGGAGAACUGAAUUGCUUUCUUAUAAUUUAGCUUGUUAAUACUGGUAAAGAAAAAAAAAGAUUUUGAUGUGAAGAA
This is a messenger RNA of Trichosurus vulpecula (common brushtail), 682 nucleotides long. RefSeq names its product mitochondrial ribosomal protein S14 (gene MRPS14). NCBI's taxonomy places the organism in Eukaryota, Metazoa, Chordata, Mammalia, Diprotodontia, Phalangeridae. The record is from RefSeq and is a predicted model, not a curated record. Bases 43 to 429 code for a protein of 128 amino acids. The transcript has 3 exons. Gene Ontology annotation, cellular component: ribosome; mitochondrial small ribosomal subunit. Gene Ontology annotation, biological process: translation. Gene Ontology annotation, molecular function: structural constituent of ribosome.